This is a messenger RNA of Zymoseptoria tritici IPO323, 2655 nucleotides long. RefSeq lists its product as uncharacterized. The coding region runs from base 1 to 2655 and encodes 884 amino acids. Gene Ontology annotation, cellular component: plant-type cell wall. The record is from RefSeq and is a predicted model, not a curated record. NCBI's taxonomy places the organism in Eukaryota, Fungi, Ascomycota, Dothideomycetes, Mycosphaerellales, Mycosphaerellaceae. The transcript is spliced from 8 exons. Gene Ontology annotation, biological process: xylan catabolic process; arabinan catabolic process. Gene Ontology annotation, molecular function: alpha-L-arabinofuranosidase activity; xylan 1,4-beta-xylosidase activity.
AUGUCCCUGUCCGUCAGGGCGCAGAGCAACAGCUUCGUCUGUACUGGAGUCAAUGAAGCUUACAACUACAACGCCUCCAUCUCGUAUCUUGGAUGUCACACCGAUGCCGACACCCGCUAUCUGGAUGGCCCGCAAAUAAGCAUUCCUCAGAAUGAUCCUCAGGUGUGUGCCAACAAGUGUGGCUACCAAGGAUACCACUACAGUGCUGUGGAGUACACUACACAAUGCUUCUGCGGCAAUGUUCUCAGUCCAGACUCUACGAAGUUGAGCGAAAGCAGUUGCAACUAUACCUGCCCAGGAGACUCCUCCGAAAUUUGUGGAGGUACUUAUGUUAUGAACCUCUACUCUAUCAGCAAUCCCAAUCCGCAUCCGCCUCCGAAGGGGGUCAAACGGUCUCCAGUGUGUCUGACCGACCCUUUCUGUGCCAACAAAGCUUGCGAUACGUCCCUCUCGCAGGAUGACCGCAUUGCUGCCCUCAUUUCCCAGAUGACCGUCGAGGAGAAGGCGACCAACUUGGUCGACGGGGCUCUCGGUCUCCCGAGGAUUGGCCUGCCACCUUACGAGUGGUGGAACGAGGCGCUCCACGGCGUUGCUGGAAGCCGGGGCGUGAGUUUCGAUUCUCCAAACGGCAGCGACUUCAGCUAUGCCACCAGCUUUCCCUUACCAAUUCUGAUGGGAGCGGCUUUUGAUGACCCUCUCAUUUAUGAUGUGGCCUCCAUCAUCGGCAAAGAAGCGCGAGCGUUUGCCAAUUACGCACACUCUGGCUACGACUUCUGGACUCCAAACAUGAACACGUUCCUGGAUCCCCGAUGGGGACGCGGUCUCGAGGUUCCGACCGAGGAUUCGUUCCAUGCCCAGCGUUAUGUGGCGAGUCUGGUACCCGGUCUCCAAGGCGGAAAAGAGAAGACCGAUCACAAACAAAUCAUUGCCACUUGUAAGCACUUCGCGGUAUACGAUGUUGAGACGAACCGUCAUGCACAAAACUACGAACCGACCCCACAGGACCUCGGAGAGUACUACCUGCCGGCAUUCAAGACCUGUGUCCGAGAUGUGAAUGUCGGUUCCAUCAUGUGCAGUUACAAUGCUGUGUAUGGGGUGCCUGCAUGUGCGAGCGAGUAUUUUCUCCAAGACGUGCUGAGGGAUCAGUGGAACUUCAACGAGCCCUAUCAUUAUGUCACUUCGGAUUGCGAAGCAGUCAAGGACAUCUGGACGCCGCACAACUUCACCGACACCGAGCCUGCGGCCGCGGCCGUUGCUUUGAAUGCUGGUACGGAUACAAACUGCGGAACCAGCUAUCUUCAGCUCAAUACAUCUGUGGCCAACAAUUGGACGACCGAGGCCCAAAUGGAUAUCAGCUUGACGAGGCUUUACAAUGCUCUCUUUACCGUCGGGUAUUUUGACGGCCAGCCAGAGUAUGAUGGUUUAUCCUUCGCCGACGUGAGCACCCCAUUCGCCCAAGCCACCGCCUACAGAGCAGCUUCAGAAGGAAUUACCCUGUUGAAGAAUGAUGGCUUGCUGCCGUUGAAGAAAUCGUACAACUCUGUAGCACUCAUCGGUCCGUGGGCCAAUGCUACAACACAAAUGCAAGGAAUCUACCAGGGCAUCGCUCCAUACCUGGUCAGUCCAUUGGCAGCAGCUCAAGCGCAGUGGGGUCACAUAUCCUUUACGAACGGGACCGCAAUCAAUUCCACAAACACGACAGGCUUUGCUUCCGCUCUCUCGGCUGCGCGAGAUGCCGAUGUGAUCAUCUAUGCUGGUGGUAUCGAUUCCAGCAUCGAAAAGGAAAGCCGCGAUCGAACCUCGAUAUCAUGGCCUGGAAAUCAGCUUGAUCUUGUGCAGCAGCUUUCAGAGCUCGGCAAGCCAUUGGUUGUCGUGCAGUUUGGAGGUGGGCAGGUCGACGAUAGUGCAUUGUUAAGGAACAAGAACGUCAACUCGCUUGUCUGGGCUGGCUAUCCAGGCCAAGAUGGUGGAUCAGCCCUCAUCGAUGUACUCGUCGGAAAGCAGUCCCCGGCCGGCAGACUCACGAUCACGCAAUAUCCAGCAGACUAUAUCAACCAGAUCAGCCUCUUCGACCCCAAUCUCAGACCAAGCGACUCCUCGCCUGGCCGUACAUACAAAUGGUACAACAAAGAGCCCGUACUUCCCUUCGGCUAUGGUCUCCAUUAUACGACAUUCGAGUUCGACUGGGCCAAAGCACCACAAGCCUCCUACGACAUCGCCAGUCUUGUAGACUCUACCGCGAGCUACACCACUUCCCCCAAGAAAAAUGACGCAUCGCCAUGGACCGAAUUGUCGAUCAAAGUCCACAACAGCGGCUCGCUUGGCUCGGACUACGUCGGCCUGGUCUUUCUUCGCACGCCAAAUGCCGGACCCGCUCCGUACCCCAACAAAUGGCUUGCUUCAUACGCUCGUCUUCACGGUCUUUCUGCAGGUGCAUCCGCGGAACUAUCAUUCAGUCUGAGUCUUGGCGCUCUGGCUCGAGGGGAUGAACACGGGGAUCUGAUCAUCUAUCCCGGUGACUACGAGGUCCAGAUUGACUAUGAUGCCCGCUUGACGUUCAACUUCACCUUGACGGGCGAGGCUAAGCUGCUGGAUGGGCUGGCGAGACAGAAGGCUUCUUACGACUACACGGUUCCCGUGCAUCCGCCAGCUUAA